Paramecium sonneborni is the source of this 885-nucleotide messenger RNA. Lineage: Eukaryota; Ciliophora; Oligohymenophorea; Peniculida; Parameciidae. The record is from the annotation of a GenBank genome assembly.
AUGGAUUCAAAGUAUAAAUCAGAAAGCAAAUUUGAUUAAUCCACGUUAAUUUAAUCAUAUAUUCAGUAGUGCUGUUGAAAUCAAACCACCAGAUGCAUUACUUUUUGAGUUUUUACCUAAUUAAAAGGAGAUAUAUGCCAGAAUUGAAAUUUUCAAUAAAGCGCCUCAAGAUGUUAUGCUGCGUAUCAAAACUACUGCUCCUAAAUAUUAUGUUAUUCCUUAUGAAAAAGAAAGACCUAUUACUACUACUUCUUCCUGUAAAAUUGAUAUUCAAAUGAAAUCAGAUUAAUCAUAACUUCAACAUCGUCUCAAAGAUAAGUUUCUUAUUUAAAUUGUUGAAAAAUAGAAGUAUGAUGCUGCUCCUAAUGAUGAAUCUAGAUGGGCCAUCUUACUUAAAGAACAAAAAUUAACUGUCAGUCUUAAAAGAAUAGACCUUUCUUUAUCAUAACAAUCUUAAAAAACAUAGCCACCAUCCAAUAAUAAAUAAUAAUUAAUUGGUUAAUCUCGAUAUCUAUAAAGUUCUGAUUCUGGUUUUAAUUAACAAUAGACUAAUCAAGAUAGUAAUAUCAAAUACACUGAUGAAGAAAAAAACAUGAAGUCUAAAUUAGAUUCUUUGAUAUAAAAACAUAAAGAAUAAGCUAAAUUGAUUGUAUUUUAUAACCCUUUCUAUUCUAGGAACAAUAUAAAUUUGAUAUUAAUGAAUUACAGAAUGAAAUAGAUAGAAACUCAUUUAUCUAUGAUCUAGAAAAAAAAAAAGAUUAAAAUGAUUAACCGGAAGAAAAUAUUGCUGCUGCUUUAAGAGAUAAAACUGGAAUUCCAUUAUGGGAACUUUUCAUAGCAGCUACAAUAUCACUUAUUUUAGGUGCUCUACUAAAUAGAAAAUGA